AUGAAAAAAAUAAAAUUAAACAUAACGCGGGAAGAGCACAACUUACAGAGUAAUAUAUACUAUGUGUGCGAGAAGAAUAUACUAAUUUCACAGCUCAAUCUUACCAUCAGCUAUGACGAAAAUAAUAUGGACGAAGAUGAAAUUGUUGAGCACAGUAAAGAUACCAUCAAUAACAAUAGCAAUGUUAAAACGGCAAAACAACAAAAAUGGAUUAACAUAAAGAUAUCAUAUAGCGAUGAGCUAAAUAACUUAUACCUAAACAAUGUGAUAAAUAAUUUGUAUGAUUACAUUUUUGAAAGCAAAGGGAAUAAUUUUAGCAUAUAUAAGAACGACCGUUGGCAGAUUUUUAUAAAUAUUUACAUUUAUGAGUAUACGCCAUUUAUAUAUGACCAUAUUUGCAAUGUGAUUAAUGUGCACCUGUCUCUUUUGCUAAUCCCAUUUUGCUUCUACGACUUUGAUGAGAAAUGGUACAGGUGUGUUCAGAAUUAUGAGGAGUUGGGGCGGCUUUUGUCAGGCGGAAGUCCUUUAUGUGACCCUGAGGACAAAGGAGGAGAAGCCUCGACGGACAUCAUAAUUUUAGAUAGAAACGAACAAAACAAAAAAAUAAUAAUAAACCAACUGGAAAAUAACAAUUUUGAUUUGUUUGUUGAGAAAAAAAAAGGAGAGACCGCAGAAGGGCUGUUCAAAAGAGUGCUCAUAAAGUACAUCCCAUUUGUGCGAACAGCAAAUGUAGAUGACCAACUUGUGUACGUAAUUAAAUUUGUGGAGUAUGAAGACUUUCUCCUACGAACACAAAGCACAGAUGAUAAUAUUUACAAUAGUAUAGUUGAGAAGCAUUCCUUCUGCAACUUUACAAAAAAGACAUCAUUUGAUAAAUUGCCCUGUGCAAGUAAUGCUGACAAAUUUGACCCACAUGAAAAUUAUUACAUCCUCUUUAAUGCGAAUACUGCGACUGUUGACGAAAACAGCAUUUUGGAAAACUCCAAGGAGACCAUCCAGUUUUAUUACGAUUUCAUUGUCAAUUACUGCACCAAUUAUUUCUCUGCACAUUUUGUGAAGUGA
Messenger RNA from Plasmodium fragile, 1062 nucleotides. RefSeq lists its product as uncharacterized. Bases 1 to 1062 code for a protein of 353 amino acids. The transcript has a single exon. Lineage: Eukaryota; Apicomplexa; Aconoidasida; Haemosporida; Plasmodiidae. The record is from RefSeq and is a predicted model, not a curated record.